Molecule: messenger RNA, 312 nt
Organism: Colletotrichum tamarilloi
Lineage: Eukaryota; Fungi; Ascomycota; Sordariomycetes; Glomerellales; Glomerellaceae
Exons: 1
Coding region: 1-312 (103 amino acids)
Source: RefSeq, a predicted model, not a curated record
AUGCUGCUGCUGCUGCUGCUAUUCUUGGCCUCAAGCGUCAAACGGGUAACCCUUCCACGCCCUCGAGAACGAACCGGGUGUCUAGCCCUACCUAGUCGGUUGGAAACGAAAGGCAAAAAACCAGAGAGGGAGUUUUCUUUGACCGACAGGAAGAAAACAGCAUCAUCCCCUCUUGGUAAUUCAACAUCAAGGGGGGAGGGGUUUCUCUCGCAGGGGAGGGGGGAUCGAGCGCGGGAGAGCGGCGAAGGAUGGGCGAGCGAGCAUUCGACGGUGCAUUCGAAAGAGAAAGGAGGAGGACAGUAUCCCGGGUGA